Messenger RNA from Hylaeus volcanicus, 8849 nucleotides. RefSeq lists its product as uncharacterized. The record is from RefSeq and is a predicted model, not a curated record. Lineage: Eukaryota; Metazoa; Arthropoda; Insecta; Hymenoptera; Colletidae. The transcript has 26 exons. Gene Ontology annotation, cellular component: membrane; extracellular region. Bases 1429 to 8541 code for a protein of 2370 amino acids. Gene Ontology annotation, molecular function: protein binding; chitin binding; serine-type endopeptidase activity. Gene Ontology annotation, biological process: proteolysis.
UAACACGCGCGCCAAUCGCCUUUGCGUCGUCUCGAGAAACAUUUUAAAACAGGACGCGAAUAAGGCUUUAUAAGAGAACCUGGAGGAACAAAUACAUCGAUCUCGUGAGACCUGCAGUUUGUCGAAGGGAUACUGCAGGGUGGCAACAAUUUAUACUGAGCUGGAGAGAUCUUUUUCGAAUGCUGGAACUCUAGAAAGCCCUAACACUGAUCAAUGAUCAUAAACUGCAGAUAUUUAUGCAAAUUCAUACUUUCACACAUACAAAAAAAAAAAAAAAUUGAAACUGAAAUGGAAGUACGUUUUAUUUUUUAAAUGAUAUAACAUGUACAUCAUUGUUGAUAUUUUAUAUAUUUUUGCAUACAGUUAGUCCCAUAAAUAUUCGUACCCUCUAUGUCUACUGAAGGAAUUUGUUUAAAUUAAAUGGUAGGUUUGAUGUUUCCAAGUGUAUGUUUGUAUAAAUAUAUACAUGUAUAAGCUUAUUCAUAUACAUAUUUAUAAUGAAAAAUUCAUUUGGUAAUAUCAAAACUAUUAUCUAAUUUAGUCAAACUUCUUCAAUAGACAUAAAGGAUAUGAAUAUUUAUGGGAUUGAUAGUAUGUGUAUAUUUCCAUGUAUUUUUGCAUAUCUCCAUUUGCAUGCAUUAAGAUCCGCAGUCUAGCGAUCAGGAAAGCAAUUUGACCUACGAUAUAGCAGAUUCGGGCACCGAUUACUUUGCUUCAGCAAUAAUCACUCACAAUUGUCGGAUUAAUCCAUAAUCCAUAAUUUAUAAUCCGCCUAAGAACUGAUCCCAUACUUCCUCAAUGAUUAAUCAUAAUCAUCGACAUUUUUUACUACCUUGUAACCGCUAUUAGUAUCAGAUCGCUAUCAGAGAAAGACCAAUUCAGCCGGUGAUAUCUCUUAACAGCCCACUCGAGGCUGGCCGAAGUGGAUCGCUGUAUUUGUUCCAUCAGCUGCACCAACCACCACGGUGUUUGCUCGAGCGUUACGGUGUUUGCAGCCGCGUAGUCGGCCUCUUUGGCCGGGAGUCGUGUUUGAUUGUUGCCAACGAGGGCCAAUUUGUUCUCCAGGGAGUCAAUUGGCAAACAGUUCUGUGUGCACUCGCUCGAUUGCCGCGUUGACAAAAGCGUGCGCCUCUACCGUCUCUCUUUCGGCAGCUCGAACCGAUCUUCCCUCUUCUUUCGUCGUCGUUCUUCCUGUAACUAUCGCUCUCUAUUGCUCUUGUUUCACGACUACGUAUCUUCAUCUCGUUCGCGAUGCUUCCUCCUCCGAUCAUCUCCAAUGCCGACCCUUGACCUCCGUCGGCUGAUAACCCUUUCUUUUCCACGAACUCGCGGCGCGUUUUCUCCCAAGAACGCCGACUAUCUGCCGUUUCUGGGCAAGUACGCGACAACCGUCCCGAUCGCGAUCGAACGAGCUCAGUCGGCGGUUUUAUGGGGAAAACGGGAUCAGUAUCGCGCGAUGUUCGGUGUAUCGUGGACGCAUCCAGGAUGAUGUCGCGGCUAGAUCGUCUCUCCGUCCUUCUCGCUCUUCUCUGCAUCGUCGGUUUCGCUCGUGCGAUUUACGACCCUAGAGAAGCUACAACAAAGCCACCGAAACGACGGGAGUCAGUGCUUCCUUGGUACUCGUCCGACAAGGAUGAUGUUGAUACAAGCGAGGAUCUAUCGCGUUCUCCAAAAUGGCAGACGGAUCCAGACAAUCCAAUCCCUAGAAAACCAUUAAUCGUGAACGCUGAUACAAAAGUCUGGAGUCCUUGGAGGAAAGAUUCCGAGAGUGGAAUCGAGCAGAGAACGGAAAUCACGCGUGGCAGCCAAUCCACCAUAAAUUUCGACCAGGAACGAGAUUUUCCUUUGGAGUACAGCCAAUUCGAGCAGCAAGAAAACCAGAGAUUUCCAGGUGGUUCCGAUGGUCUGGAGCAGAGACAAGAUGGAGAUAUAAAAUAUAAAAAUAAGAAAUAUAAAACAAAGAGUGAUCAAGACAUUUACGAGGGUAUACCUGCCGAUAGCACGAAGCCACACAAGGAGAAGAUUCUUCUGACGUCCAAAUCAAAGUCCACAGUCGCUCGAUACGACGCCAUAUUGGGAGUACAGUGUCCAGACUUGGAUUCGAUAGGGCAAUUCGUGUACCCUCCCGAUUGCAAAUUUUUCGUCAACUGCUGGAAGGGUCGAGCCUUCGUUCAACCAUGCGCACCUGGCACUCUAUUCAACCCAGACACUCUGGAGUGCGAUUUUCCGCACAAAGUCAGCUGCUACGGCGGAGCAAUCGCCGAUUUUCCGUCAAACGGGCAUUUGGAAUCCGCGGGAAGACGUGAGCCAUUGCUGCCUACUUCGCACAGUUUCUUAGAAAACGAAAGGCUACAACAACCACGAUGUCCACCUCAGAUGACAGGUAUGCUGCCUCACCCGACGGAUUGCAAGAAAUUUUUGCAAUGCGCAAACGGUGGAACGUUCAUUAUGGAUUGUGGUCCUGGAACGGUGUUCAAUCCUGCUAUUAGUGUCUGCGAUUGGCCCUACAACGUGAAAGACUGCAAGGAUGCUUUGAAGGUGGACGCAACACCACCAGCUCCUCCCGAGUACGAGACUUUCGAUUACAAAAAAUCAGAGUACCACGAACAUCCACCGGUGAAGAAGGUCGAGUGUCCUCCCGAUUACACGGGAUUAUUGCCACAUCCAGACACGUGCAAGAAGUUCCUCCAGUGCGCGAAUGGAAUCACCUAUAUCAUGGAUUGCGGUCCUGGAACGGCCUUUAAUCCAUCGGUAUCCGUCUGCGAUUGGCCAUACAAUGUGCCUGGUUGCAGUGAAGAGAAAUCCAUCACAACUACCAUCAGACCAUGGUCGUCAGGUGGUUCCAUCGACUCAGGACGUUGGCAGCACGGUCGUCAACAUAAUCAAUCCUAUAAUCAUCCUCCCUACUCAGGUCAGCAUCCUACGACGAACCGCCCAGGGACCGAUUGGGAUUCGCUGCGACCAACUUGGAGGCCUAAUUGGAGUACCUGGUCGACAGAGAAGCCACCAUCAGAUUGGAAUACUCCAAGACCACCGUGGAACCCUGGUCGUUGGAUCCCUGCCACAUCACCUGGUGGUCACGGUCAUUACGAGCAUGUCAGUCACACCAACACCCAUUAUGGUUCUAAUAGCCCUGGUGAACCGAACUGGAAUAAAGAGCACGAUCAAAUUGCAAAUUCGGACCUCUCUCAGACCCACUGGGCGUACGAUCAGGGACCAAAUGGCCAGAGUUUGAAUUACGAUGGCAGUUACACUCCUCAUCACCACCACCAUCAUUCGAAUCCUCAUGGGCCUCAUGGAAACACCGAAACUCAACAGUCUGCUCCUCCGUUUGGACACUUUCAGCCUCAAACACCUGGUCACGUCACUCCAGGUGGAAGCUGGCAUUCUGGUUCAGGAUAUCAAGAUCAUCAUCAAUAUAUUCCUGAUUAUCCUGAAGGAAAGGACGACUCGAGCCAACAGACUCAGCAAAAUCCUUUCGAUCAGACGGCUGAUCGAGGGAUUCCUGGUGGAGGUUUCGAUUAUUCUUCGAGUCGUAGUGUUGGAGAUGAAGAGAACUUGUCGAAUCGAAGAGUAGGCCAAGAAUUUGAGAUCAAUAGACAGGGACACGGUAGAACUAGUCCUGGAUUUCCUCAGUCAGGGAUCAAUCAACGGCCAGUAGCUGGAGGAAAUGUUUACAUUGACAGUGAUUAUGAAUUACCUGAGGAGCAGGAUUCCACUUUGACUGUCAAUAGGCAGUCGGCGAGGAAUAGAACAACCUGGACUCAUUCUAUAGCGACGGGAGGCAGAGUCACUCCUCAUAGUUGGAGUCAGCAAGGUCCAAGGCAGCAGGUCGAGCCCCAGAAUCGACCGUGGGAUCAAGGUGCUAAGAGCGAGGACAAAAUCCAAGAGUGGGGAUCUAGGACUAACAUAUAUCAAAGCACAGCUGACAGAGAGGCAGAUUCGAAGAUAGACCAACUGGUAUCGAAAACAAAUAUUUUUGAAUCUACCAAAGGACGCCAUCAACCGGGAGUUAAAAAUUCGCCCGACUUGUCAAACCCUCCAAAUAAUAUUUACGUGGAUAUAAAUGGUACCAGGGGCCAUUUUCUAACAAAAGAGAUUGAAGUCAAUCAAGGACACUCGAAAACAAAGACUUACGGGCCCAACGAUCUUGGUGAUCCAAGCAAACCUAACGGACGCGAUCAGAAUAUUUAUAUCGACUCACAAUCAACCGAUUUCGGACCUGAUGGUCCUUUUUCGGGAGUAUCAUCGGUGGAUCGUGUACUUCGACCACCGUAUAGUGGACACCGUACGUCUAAACAAUAUCCAAUCGAUUCUUCUUCGGCCAGUUCUGGAGAUUUACUGGGAUCUGAUACAAAUUAUCACCGUGUAAUCGUGCCAUCAACGAAUCUUCAGCCACCAUAUUAUCCACCCCCGAGUCGAUCACUGACUCCUCCAAGCUCGACGAAUAUUUCCAGGUCUAACAAUUACUAUCCACCUGUGCCAUCAAGUGACCUUCAGCCACCAGAUUAUGAUCCUGCUGACACGAACUAUCCACCUGUGCCAUCAACUGAUCUUCAGCCACCUAAUUACGAUCCCACUCACACGAACUACCCACCUGUGCCAGCGAGUGACCUUCAGCCACCCCUUCAAGAGUUUCCAAGUCGUUCUCAGGACUAUCCAGCUGUCACCUCGACAAAUCUUGAUCGAUAUCCAACAGUAUCCACCGAUAUCAAGCCACCAGAUCGUUUCUUGGUUCCUCCAAGUCCUGAUAAAUCGAACACGCCCAAUAAAUAUCCAAGUGUUCCCUCAAGAAACCUUGAACCUCUGAUUCCCCCAUCGAGCAACCCUCCGACCAUUUUACCAAAUUUUGUGAGUAGCAGCACUCAAAGAGUCCCAGACAAGCACAUGAUAAUUCUAAAGAAGAAGGUUUCACGAACUCUACAAAAACCUUCGAAUAAAGUUUCCACCACGAUGGAUCCAAACGUCCCCAGCGUGUCGAUCGAAUACGAUGAAAGAUCAUCAACGACCGAGGAUCCAGAUGUACCCGAGGGUGAACUGGAUUACGAAGUGGACGUGUUGGAUGAGAAAGAGGUCUGGAAGCCAGUGCUGGUGUUCGAGAAUAAAACCCAAACCACCACGGAGUCCUCUGUUAUCAUGAAAAUUACCAAGAAGAAAGCUGACGUGGACCUUAUCAAUAUCGAAGCUCCUCCAUUUGCAGAGGAGGAACCACCCUUCCCAUCGUAUUACGUGCCACCAGUAGAGCCAAUAGAUCAUUCAAGGAAAGUAGUUCUGCCGACGCCAAUUUCUGGUCAGGUGAUUCGACUUAGGGGUGGUUCUGGUCCCCACGAUGGUUACGUUGAAGUCCAAGGAACAAACCCUGGCUGGGGAGUCGUCUGCGAUUCUAGAAACAGCUGGACCUUAAAGGAAGCCCACGUCGUGUGCAAACAGCUCGGAUACGUCAGAGGCGCCGAGAUGGCCUGGCAAGGAAGGAAUAAUCACAACGGAGCGCGAACUUGGAUCGGCGCGAAUUCUGUGUCGUGUCAAGGCAACGAGACCCGAUUCCAAUUGUGCAAAUUCACCCACGAGCAGGAGUGUCGAAUAGAGAGAGACGCCAUCGGUGUCAGGUGCAUACAGAAUCGCGUCGCGCAUUGUCGCAAGGACGAAAUAUCCCACGAAGGACAAUGUUAUCACGUGGCGGAUGCCGAAAGCGGUUUGAACCACGCCGAGGCGUUGGACUAUUGUUCAAAGAGGCAGUCACGACUCGUCGAUAUCACCAGCCAGGCAGAAAACGACUUCAUAUCCGAAUUGCUGGUGCAGGGGCAUCCGGAUGUCGGUUCGAUCAUGACUUCCGGCGCCGGUUUCACCAUAAUGGGUCGCACUUUCUGGGUUUGGGAGGAUUCAUCGCGCGCCAAGUUCAAAUUCACCAAAUGGUGGCCAGGCUGGAUGGAAGACAAGAAGCACACGCCGAUCGUGGGCUCUCGUUCGCUUUGCGUAGUACUGAAGCGAAAGUUUCCGUGCCACGACAGACCAGACACAGUCUGCGUGGCUGAUUACUUCUUCUGGGACACCGAAGACUGCGCCACCUCGAAGAAAGGUCAUUCUUACAUCUGCGAGAGGCCUUACGACGACAUUGGUUGCGUUUAUGGAAAAGGAAGCCAGUAUGCUGGAAAUGCAAACGUGACUGCAACAGGGAAACAGUGUCUCUCUUGGGCUGACGAACGAGUGCGCCAUCCACUUGCAAUAAACGUGGUCAACAGAGAGCUGAGGGAUAAAUUGAAGGUUCACAAUUACUGCAGAAAUCCCAACCCCCAGAGAGAGACCAGGCCAUGGUGUUUCACUGGACCAGGUGGAGAACGAGAGUACUGCGACAUUCCAGCCUGUGGAAAUAUUGGGUCGUUUUCAGGGUCUCAAAAGUCACGCUUGACUGGCCAGUGCAAACCUAAGCAUUUUGAAUGUUUACCUGGGGAAUGCAUUCCUUCGCCGUGGGUUUGCGACGGAGAAGAGGAUUGUACGAACGGAGCAGACGAGAUGGCUUGCACAUCGCACAUGGAUCUUUUUAAAAAAUACUCGAAGCAUAAACUAGAAGGUUACGACGUUGAGAAGUGGUUGAACACGCCCCUGAAGACGUGUGCUCUUAGGUGCAAGGAGGCUGACUUCACUUGUCGAUCCUUUACGCACAAGGCAGCAGGAAACGUUUGUCUCCUGAGCGACGGAAACGUCGGGAUGACGGGAGCGUUGAAACCAAAUCGGGAGUUCGAUUACUAUGAAAUGAAGGAGAGAAGCGUAAACUGCGAGGGUAAGUUCGUAUGCGACAAUCGAAAGUGCAUAAACCAGACUCAAGUGUGCAAUGGGAAAAACGAUUGCCUCGAUCGUAGCGACGAAAGUAUUUGCACUGUGGAAAAUUUGGAUUACGAGAUUCGACUGGCUGGCACGGAAAAUAAACACGAAGGCAGGGUCGAAGUUAAGAUCUUAGGCGUUUGGGGACAGGUAUGCGACGAUAGUUUCGGAAUGAUUGAUGCAGACGUAAUUUGCAAAGAACUUGGCUUUGUUCUUGGCGCUCUGGAAGUCAGGCCAGGAGGAUUCUAUGGCAAUCUGGAUCCAUCAACCAGGUUCAUGGUCGAUCAGCUGAAAUGUCGAGGCAACGAGACCACCCUGCGCGAAUGCGACUUUGAUGGUUGGGGUGUCCACAAUUGUCAACCAGAAGAAGCAGUGGGUGUCAUUUGCAAGACUGCAGUCAACAGCUGUCAAGAUGGCCAUUGGAAGUGCGACAAGAGUCCCACGUGCAUCCCAACUGCAUUCAUAUGUGACGAGGUCGUCGAUUGUCCAGAUAAGUCUGACGAAAGUUCUGAACAUUGCGACGCACCCUUCGAGAUACGUCUAGCGAAUGGCAGCUCUCCUCUCGAAGGAAGAGUCGAGGUUCGUCACCAUGGCAUUUGGGGCACGGUUUGCGACGAUGACUUCUCGAACGCAGAAGCAACAGUUAUUUGCAGAUCCCUAGGAUACGGUGGGCCAGCUCUUGCUAAAAAGAAUGGCGCGUUUGGGGCUGGAGGGGGACCUAUUUGGCUGGACGAAGUUUUCUGUCACGGAAACGAGACCCAGCUAUAUCGCUGCGAGCACAAUCACUGGGGUCAAAGUAAUUGCAAUCACGACGAGGACGCAGGUGUAAUCUGUACAGCUGGAGACGUUAACGAUCCCAAGUUGCACUGGGAGUCCCUGCCGGAUUUACCAGAGACGAACAUCAACGAUAUACUUCCGGCCAAUUGCGGGAAACGAUUCAAAGACUUCAAUGAUGACGAGGAUCUUAUUUUCGCGAAGGUAGUGCACGGUACCAUCGCGCCAAAGGGCACCUACCCCUGGCAGGCCAGCAUUCGUGUUCGAGGACACAGCAGGUCGAGCCACUGGUGUGGCGCGGUGGUUCUCUCACCUUUGCAUGUCCUCACAGCCGCUCAUUGCCUGGAGGGAUACAAUAAAGGCACCUAUUUUGUUCGCGCUGGUGACUAUAACACGGAGAUAGAUGAGGGGACAGAGGCUGAGGCCAACAUCGAGGACUAUUACAUACACGAGGACUUCCGUAAAGGCCAUCGAAUGAACAACGACAUCGCCCUGGUGUUGCUGAAGGGACGAGGAAUUUUCCUUGGCAAGGACAUUAUGCCAAUCUGUCUCCCACCUGAGAAUGCCGAGUAUCCACCAGGCCUCAACUGUACUAUCAGUGGAUUCGGUAGCAUCGAGACUGGAAAGUCGACUCAUUCCAAAGACUUGAGGUAUGGCUGGGUGCCGUUGCUUGACCAGUCGGUAUGUCGAGCUGAUCACAUUUAUGGCGAGGGUGCAAUUAGCGACGGAAUGGUCUGCGCUGGAUACCUGGACGAAGGUAUCGACACCUGCGAUGGCGAUUCUGGUGGGCCACUAGCUUGCUAUCACAAUGGAGCCUUCACGUUGUACGGAAUUACCAGCUGGGGGCAACAUUGUGGCAAAGCCAAUAAGCCAGGCGUUUACGUGCGAAUUUCGCAUUAUCGUCGUUGGAUCGAUCAAAAGAUAAGGGAGUCUUUAGCAGGAAGAUAGAGCUUGAUUCGACAUCCAUUUGUAACCUCGUUGCGCGUACAAUGAGUUAAUCGUGAAUGAGUCGAAUAAUUGAUUAAAAUAUGUACGAUACUUAAAUUGUUUACUUACUGUGCGUUGAUCGAUUAGACGCCAUAUUUUCCUAGUAUUAGAUUCUUACUGUAAACAUAAGUUCGAAUGUAAGUUAAUAUUUCGUUAUCCAAUAACAAUACACAACAGAAUUAUUUAUGUAAAGAUGUAUGAACUGUUGAAAUGAUUAGAAAAAGUUCUUUUUUAAAUUACAACUGUAUUAAAGUUAUCUUAAUAAUUGU